UUCCCAUUGGGACAAAGGAAUAAACCAGAAGCAUAAACACCAAAGUUUAAGUGUGAGAGUUGGAGUUUUUGGACAACUAUAGACAGUUAGCAGAAUCUAAGGAAAUGCAAUGCAGCUUAGUUGACAUCGCCACCUUGGUUAAUUCUAAGUGUUUUGUCGUUGUUGCACCCUUGUAUGCUAUAAUCCUCCUCUUUACAAUCCCUUUGCUUGGGCCUUAGACCCCAAAAGUUGAGCUAUGGGUUCCUCUCGCUCACGUGCCUCUGCCACCGCCAAAGAACGCCUACGUUGGACACAAGAACUCCAUGAUCGCUUUGUGGUGGCUGUAAAUAGACUAGGUGGCCCUGAUCGGGCAACACCCAAAGGUAUAUUGAAAGGAAUGAAGACUAUGGGUAUUUCAGAGCUAAGCAUUUAUCAUGUCAAAAGCCACUUGCAGAAAUACAGGAUCUCCAAAUUGAUUCCAGAGUCCUCCACAAGAGGAAAACUUGAGAAGAGAAGCAUAUCAGAUAUACUUCCAAAUUUUAGCUCUAUAUCUGCUCUUCAACUAAAGGAACUGCUUCAAAUGCAGAAAGAGGUGCAAAAUCGCUUGGCUGAUAAAACACAGGUUCAGAGAAGUAUGAAGGAAAAAGUUGAAGCACAAGGAAGGUACAUGGAGAGACUUGGACAAAGCAGUGAGAUGAAAACAAUAACUGGAAAAACAUGCAAGCCUUUUGCUUCUUCUGCAACUGCACCUCUGCCUUCUCUUUCUGAGGAAUCCGAAUCACAGAAAUCACAAAGUGAGAAAGAGCAUGAAUCAGUCAAAAAGCAAAGGAUUUCAGAAGAGGGUGUUUUUCCAUUAAGUUUUGAACAUGCAUCAUCCACCCCACCAGAAUUCUACAACCAAACAUGGAAUCUUCCUUGGAACCAGCUUGCAGCAGCAUGCCUAUCAACUUUGGAUCCCAGUUUCAUAUUUUGAGUUUUCUUUGUUAAUAAUGUGUUUGCCUAAUAAAAGAAUGAUGAUGUUCAUCUUACUAUAAUGUUUGGUGUAUCUGUGUCAUAUAGUGUUGGAAAAAUAAAUAAAUAAAAGUUUGGGGUUGGCCAGAA
Vigna radiata var. radiata (mung bean) is the source of this 1080-nucleotide messenger RNA. Its product is annotated as myb family transcription factor PHL7-like. Bases 236 to 952 code for a protein of 238 amino acids. NCBI's taxonomy places the organism in Eukaryota, Viridiplantae, Streptophyta, Magnoliopsida, Fabales, Fabaceae. Gene Ontology annotation, molecular function: DNA-binding transcription factor activity; DNA binding. The transcript is spliced from 6 exons. The record is from RefSeq and is a predicted model, not a curated record.